Messenger RNA from Terrapene triunguis (Three-toed box turtle), 6522 nucleotides. It is a transcript of the gene FOXN3, whose product is annotated as forkhead box N3. Gene Ontology annotation, biological process: regulation of DNA-templated transcription. Lineage: Eukaryota; Metazoa; Chordata; Testudines; Emydidae. The coding region runs from base 181 to 1650 and encodes 489 amino acids. Gene Ontology annotation, molecular function: DNA-binding transcription factor activity; cis-regulatory region sequence-specific DNA binding. The record is from RefSeq and is a predicted model, not a curated record. The transcript is spliced from 7 exons. Gene Ontology annotation, cellular component: nucleus.
GAGGGUCCCAUGCUACUGUAUUUUCUCUUGUGCCCUGGGACCCCUUUCCCCUUCUGCACAUUGUUGGCUCAGUCUAAAGGAGGAGACGAUGCCUUGUUCAAUCAGAUGAAAGUUUGCAUAAUAACCAUGAAAGGACAGCGGUAAAAUCUAACCUCUCUCAAGCCAGGAGCUUCUGUCUAAAUGGGUCCAGUCAUGCCUCCCAGUAAGAAGCCAGAGGGCUCAGGAAUUAGUGUUUCCAGCGGACUGAGUCAGUGUUACCAAGAUAGCGAUUUAUCAAAGGCACUUCAUGAGGACGAGGACCUAGAUUUCUCUUUGCCUGCCAUCAGAUUAGAUAAAGGGGCCGUGGAGGAUGAAGAACUAACUAACUUGAACUGGUUACAUGAGAGCAAGAAUUUGCUGAAAAGCUUUGGAGACUCAGUUUUAAGAAGUGUUAGCCCAGUUCAGGACAUUGAUGAUGACACGCCUCCUUCUCCUGCUCAGUCGGACAUGCCCUAUGAUGCCAAGCAGAACCCCAAUUGCAAACCUCCUUAUUCCUUUAGCUGCCUCAUAUUUAUGGCCAUUGAGGACUCGCCAACCAAACGCCUGCCUGUAAAGGAUAUAUACAACUGGAUCCUAGAACACUUUCCCUAUUUUGCUAAUGCUCCCACUGGAUGGAAAAAUUCUGUGAGACAUAAUCUGUCAUUGAAUAAGUGUUUUAAGAAGGUGGACAAAGACAGAAGUCAGAGUAUUGGAAAGGGGUCCUUGUGGUGUAUAGACCCAGAAUAUAGACAAAAUCUCAUUCAGGCUUUGAAAAAGACACCCUAUCAUCCAUAUUCACAUGUGUUCAAUACACCUCCCACAUCUCCUCAGGCAUAUCAAAGCACAUCAGGUCCACCCAUUUGGCCAGGAAGCACCUUUUUCAAGAGAAAUGGAGCCCUUCUACAAGAUCCUGACAUUGAUGCUGCCACUGCCAUGAUGCUUUUGAAUACUCCCCCUGAGAUACAAGCAGGUUUUCCCCCUGGAGUGAUACAAAAUGGAGCUCGUGUUCUGAGUAGAGGAAUGUUCCCAGGAGUUAGGCCAUUGCCAAUCAACCCUAUUGGAAGCAUGGCUGCUGCAGUAAGGAAUGGACUAGCAAACUGCCGGAUGAGGACAGAAAGUGAACAGUCGUGUGGCUCUCCAGUCGUUAGUGGGGACCCAAAGGAGGAUCACAACUAUAGCAGUGCCAAAUCUUCCAACCACAGGAGCACUUCACCUGCUAGUGACUCUGUUUCCUCUUCCUCUGCUGAUGACCAUUAUGAAUUUGCUACUAAAGGCAGCCAAGACAGCAGCGAAGGGAGUGAAGUUAGCUUCCAGAGCCACGAGAGCCAUAGUGAAACGGAAGAGGAGGACAAAAAGCAAAACCGAAAGGAGACCAAGGACUCUUUAGCUGACAGCGGGUAUGCAUCCCAGCACAAGAAAAGGCAACAUUUACUGAAGGUGAAAAAAGUACCAAGUGACACGCUGCCUCUUAAAAAGAGACGUACGGAAAAGCCCCCCGAGAGUGACGAUGAGGAGAUGAAAGAAGCAGCUGGAUCACUCCUGCAUUUAGCGGGAAUUCGGUCCUGUUUGAAUAACAUCACCAAUCGGACGGCAAAGGGGCAGAAAGAGCAAAAGGAAACCACAAAAAAUUAGAACAAAUCAUUGAUUUGUUUGAACUUACAAAAUUUUGUUUCAGCACGUCAGGUGAAUUCUAAUGAUUUGUGGCAAUAUCAGCAUUUUUUGUUUUGUUUUUGUUUUUUGUUUUUUUCUUUUUUUGGACCCUUAAGAUUUUUAUUUUUAAAGGAGAUUGAAGCCAUAGAACUCAUACUGACACUCAGCUAAUUUACAAAAGCUUUUCAUUACCUGAAGACACAAAGUAAAAAAGCCAAAAUCACCAUUGCUUUCUCCAGCUUGUCAGAAAUGCAUGGUUGAAUACGCAGUGACAUCAACAUUAUUGUGAUGGGAGUACAAUUCGGCCCUUGGAAAUCCCUCUGAUACCUAGAAGAGAUGUGCAUAAUUCAGUAAUCAUUCAGGCCUGGCCCUUAGGUUAAAAAAAAAUGGCCUUACAAUUGGGUUUAUAAGUGAAUGUUAAUAAAGAGAUUUGGAGGAGGCAUGGAGUCCUUAACACCAAACCAAGAACCGGUGGCAGUUGGAUACAGUUGUGCCAUAGAAGUCUUUGGACAGCCACUGGAGGCAAUUGCGCAUACAGUAAUGCAUUAUUAGUGCUCCCUGUACUAUAUGUGGCUCAUAAUGUGAAGACUGUUAACUUUAAGUUGUGGAAAAUUUGAACUGUGUAUGCAACGGGUUUCAGUGAAAUAAUGAGAAGAAAUGGUUGGGGGGGGGGAGAGGGAAUUGUUAAUGGUAUUGUUAAUCAUUGAAUUCUGUCUUCUAUAUUAAAUUAAAAGAAUGUUCAAAAAGCCAUAAGCCUGAAGAUUGGCACUGCGUGCAAAAAAUAAUAAUAAUAAUAAUAAUAAUAUGGAAAACAAGCUAUGUCUUCUAAACUGCCUGAGUGAAAAGCAAUCAAGUCUAAGAAAUUACAGUAGAUAUUACGGAAGUAAGUAAAUCAGAAUAUUUUUCUGUGGAUCAAAAAUAUUUGGUCUAACUGGGGAAAAAAUGCUACAAAACCUGCCAUUAGUAUUAUGCUGUAUUUAAAACAAAAAACCAGAAACAAAAAAAGCAUAUUGAUGGACAAGAAAAUAGAGUACAACAAAGAGCUCCUAUACUGCCCUCAAAAUUGAGUAUGCAGUUAAUGUCAGUCAGGAUUCAUCUGUGCAAAAACAUCAGAUUUCCAGAUUCAACUAGCGUAGCCAGCAGAAAAUUCUGAUCCACAUUGCAUGGAUUUGGGGGAGGGGAAAUUAAAAACAACAACAACUUUUUUUUUUUAAUUCAAAGAUAACAAAGUUCUUGUAAGGUAAAUAAUGUAUUUAGCAUGAAGCAUGAAUUAUUUUCAUAUAAAUAUAGAAAAUAGAGAAAAAGGCUAUGCCUCUAAUUUUUAAGCCCUUAGGCUUAGAGUCUGUUUUAUUUUUGUUUUGUUUUUUUGUUUGUUUUUUGUUUUGUUUUGUUUUUUUGAAGCAGGUGUUUAAGGUUUAACCUUCUUCAGGGACAAACACUGACUGUUGGGGAACUUACUCUGCAAUAUUAAAAAUAUCUUCACACUCUGGUAGGGCUUGGAUGGUUGAAUUAUACUGCCUUGUCUGCACAUUCAGCCCCCUCUCCCUACUUCUGUUUAAAAAAAAAAAAAAAAAAGUAUGUCCUUUCUCUGCCUGUACAUGUGUAACAUGAUGCAAUAAUUUGAGGGCAAAUCUAGUAGUGAGUGUGUAUGAUAGAAUCAAGAGAAUAAUGGGAGCUUAAUUGAGGAAAAUAAUUCGGAUUUGGUUCAGGGAUAGGUAUGUCAGUGAAUAGCUUUGCUAAUUUGCCAUGAAAAGAAAUGAAGUUAGUAAAGAGCCUUAUUGAUGGUGAUCAGAGAUAUAGCACAGGGUUAAAGGAAGCGAUUCAGGUAUAGUUGUGCUACUCUCCUGAAAAUGUUGAUAAUUAGAUUGGAAUUCCCUGGAAGUGGGGGGGAAGCUGUGAAGAAAAUACAAUCUCUCCCACCCCAAUUUGUGAAUUUGGCAUUGAAAUCAUCUACACUAAGAAAAUCCGAGAGGCAAAAGGAACAUUACAGGGACUGAAAAUCCCUAUAAUUUCAUAAAGUAAAAUUAUCUGUCUUCUUUAAAAACUUGAGGCCACCAUAUUUAUCCUUGGUGUAGCUGUUUUAAUCCACAGAGUUACAUGAGGAGGGAGGAUAGCCCAUGAACGGGAAGCUGUAGAGGGAUAUGAUCGCCCACUCAGUGGAGUAAAAUAAAAAUUGCACCAUGAGGCAUUUGGGUUUUUCAUUUGGUUUAGGAAGUGGAAGGAUUGUGCAGUGGAUUACUAUGGUCUGUCAAUAUUGCUCUGCUCAAUGGGUGUUCUGUUGUAUAGAAAACAUACUACAGCACAAGGGUGCAGCACCAAAAUUUAUUUCUUUUCUUCUGAUUUGCCUAAGUGUGUAUCAGGACCCAAGACCCUGAUUAUAUUGUGAAUUGAAUAGUAGUCCAUGGGCUGGAUGAGUCUGGGAGAACUUCAAGCAGCGUAGAUUCAGAUGGUGGGAGACAAAGAUGGUUUAACCCUUGCACUCAAGGUGAUCUGGGUCCACUGGGUGCAGGGUUGGUCCCCAGGUGUAAGUUAGAACCCUACCGACUGCUGCUGUCACGUACACUGGUUACCAGCAGCCCUGAGAAGCAAAAACCCAUAGCUUAGGGGUCAGUGCAGCAUAGAGGUGCAUCAGCCAUAUUGCUUCCUCUGGGUAGAGUCCCUUCAUGACUGCACUGGGGUCCUUCUCCUGUUGGCGGAUAUGCCAGCUCUGCAGCCAGAAUCCACUGAUAGUGCCACACAACAACUGCACCAGAAAAUCUGGCCUCUUGUGUUUCAUGGUCUUCUGGGAAGAGUAACUGCAAAUGAAAAUGCAUUAACGUACCCCAAAAGCCAUUGUAAUACACGCUUGUGCAUAUGUUGUUCCAUCCCACCAGUCUGAUUAACAUUAAAUACAAUUAAGAGUAAAAUUUAGUGGCGUCAAGUAAAUUUGAAGCAAUGGCUUACUCCCCACCUUCACCAGAGAAAAUGACAUGGUGACAUACUAGUGGGCAAAAACUGCUCUCAGUCACAAAACUAAUUCCAGAGUAACUUUACUGACUAGAAUAGUUACUCCAGACUUACACCAGUAUAACCUGAGAUAAGUAUCUGUUCCAUAAGUACUAUUUUCUAAUUUGGCUACUUGAUUAAAUAUGUAUUUAUCACUAGUGUUAUCCACCCAAGAAAACAGUCUUGUACAUAAAUACCUAAUUAGGCAGGUUGUCUUAAAAUACAUUAUUUCUGUAAGACUUCAAUAACUCCUUUAUGGACUUGCUGGUAUAGUUAAAUAUUGGCAGGUGCAAUUUGUAGCUUCUAGGCUGGCCUACUGGGAAGAUGUCAAUAGGCUGUGUUUUAUAAAAUACUUUCAGGACCCAUUAAAAGAGAGGAACCAGAAGUUUGGUUAUGUACUAAUGCCCUCUGUAGACUAUUCAAGAAGGGCAUAAAGUAUAUGUGAUUUAAAACAAUCUAUUGUUUUAAGUUUAAACAAUAUUUUGUCCAGAAUUCCUAUACUUAUAACUGGUGACAUUCAGUACAUAACUACAGAUUGGUAUGUUUAAAAAAAAAAAAAAAAAAAAUACUUGCAAGCCACCUUUUAAAACAUGCGAUUUGUGCCUGAUUGAGCACAGUAACUUCUUCGGAAUUGGACUUGGUUCCAUCAGUUAAAUAUUCAUUUAUCUACAUAGGUGUGUUCUUUGUACAUUGGAUUGGAAGGACUGUUUAAGGUCUGUCCAGUCUAUUAUGUAACCAAACAUUAUAGAACCAAUACAAUGCAUGUUCGUAAAUACUUUCAAGAAUUAAAUAAAUAAAUAAAUAAAUAAAAAUACAUUGCCAACGCCUCAGUGCAAUUGUCACUAUUCUUAAAAUCCUGCCAAAACUAACUGGUAAUUGGAUCAUAUUAUGGACUUCAGCAUUUGCCAGACUUUUUUUCUGACAAAGCCAUUUUUGAGGAAGAACUCCUAAAAUCUCUAAACAUCUAUUUUUCCCCACUCUAGUAUUUUAAAAAAAUCUUUCAAAAUUAAUAUUCCUCAAAGCUGGUAUGAAAAAGAUAUUAGGGCAGCAGACUAUCAAUGGCAAGUUACAGACCUGAGAAGAUUUUUUUAGGGGUGGUUUAUAAUUAACAAACAAAUCCUUACAUUUUACAAUGUUCAUUUUGGAGGGAGAAACAUUUGUAAGCCAGAGCUAAUGCCACAAAUAGAUUCUGUUAAAGUCUGCAGGUGUAAAGGAAUCAACCAUUCAUUGCUUGUGUGCUGCAAAAUAUUUGAUGUUCUUUUGUAAAAUCAUUUUGAUGAAGUUUUGCCUUUUAAAAAUGCUAAGCACAGGUCUUGAGCAGCUUUGCUAUUUCAUCAAAUGUAUCUUCCUAAAAAUGAAGCUUGAUUGUGAUCUCACAAGUGUUGAAACCAGGAGUAACUCCAGGGGUAUCACUGGAGUUAAAACCAGGGUUGGUGAGAUGAGACACACACCCCUUUAGCUCUAGAAAAUCAGCCUGUGAGCCCAAUUCUCCUCAUCCAUGGGUUACAUACUAGUGUGUAAUUCGACUGAUGUCCUUGGAGUUACUCCUGAUUUAUACUAGUGGGAGAAGAAAAUCCCUAAACACACACACUGGUCUUUUACAUUUGACUGAAUUACUGCCUCGCUUUGAAAACUAUGGACCAAAUUCCCUACUUAUUUGGACUCAGUAGAGCUAUAAUGGAGUUAUGUCAAUUUUCAUAAGCAGAUAAUUUGGUCCUAAAUCAUCACCAAAUGGUGCCAUGGGUGAAAUUUCUAAAAACGCCUAAGCCAAGAGUGACCUCUUGAGUUUGAGAGAGAGGCUCCUAAGUCACUAAGGGCCAAAUUUGUAAAGGUAUUUAGGUGCCUAAAGGUGCAUAUUGACACCUGCCU